Messenger RNA from Closterium sp. Naga37s-1, 1554 nucleotides. The record is from the annotation of a GenBank genome assembly. NCBI's taxonomy places the organism in Eukaryota, Viridiplantae, Streptophyta, Zygnematophyceae, Desmidiales, Closteriaceae.
AUGUUCUCGUGGAUCGCGUCGAAACCGGCGGCGAAGGAGGAACCGCCCAUUCCCAAGAGCUUCGACCCGCUCAAGGGGCUGGGCGGAGCCGUCGCAUUUUACAAGGAUGUCGAUUCUCAGGCCGCCGAUGCUGCUGGAUCAGGCAAGCUGAUUGGCUCCGCUGCUGCUUUCUACGCCAAUGUUGCUCGCGAACGUCUGCUAGAAGCAGCUGACGCGGCUGUGCCCGCGGGUUCGAAUCCCAGCGCUGGCAAUAAUUCAACAGCCGAAAUUUGCCCUGGCGUUGGCGAAAUCAACGAGUUCCUGCGACGGGGGCGACGCUGCAUUGACUCUGUCGCGCCGUCGCUGGCUGAUGCGGGGGAAGGCAAGGCGGAGGGUGGUUCCUCCGUGCCUGCGCCGGAGCUGGACUUGAGGUUCGGGAGCGCGGCUGAGGAGCCGGUUCGGUGGCUGUUCAAAGUGGUGAUUGGCAGCGAGCAUGCGGAUCUGGACGUGAUGGUCUCGGCCAUCGUCUACUCCUUCUUCCUGGAUCACUCAGAGCCGCCCAGCGCACUCCUUCCCCACACACUAUCCUCCAAUCUGUACGCGAUCGUCUCAGCCAUCGUCUACUCCUUCUUCCUGAAUCACUCAGAGCCGCCCAGCGCACUCCUUCCCCACACACUAUCCUCCAAUCUGUACGCGAUCGUCUCAGCCAUCGUCUACUCCUUCUUCCUGAAUCACUCAGAGCCGCCCAGCGCACUCCUUCCCCACACACUAUCCUCCAAUCUGUACGCGAUCGUCUCAGCCAUCGUCUACUCCUUCUUCCUGAAUCACUCAGAGCCGCCCAGCGCACUCCUUCCCCACACACUAUCCUCCAAUCUGUACGCGAUCGUCUCAGCCAUCGUCUACUCCUUCUUCCUGGACCAUUCAGAGCCUGCCAGUCCUCCUCUCCCCCCCUUCUCCCCUUCCCCCCCUUCCCCCCCUUCCACCAGACUUGGAUGCAAUCGUCUCGGCCAUCGUCUACUCCUUCUUCCUGGAUCACUCAGAGCCGCCCAGCGCGCGGGCGGCGGGGCUUUGUCUGCUUCCUCUAGUGCACACGAGCCGGGCGGAUUUCCACCUCCGCACCGAUGCAGCGUGGCUGCUGCAAGCGAUGGGCGUUACCAUCGGGUAUCAACAGAGGGCAGGUCGCUGGUGCACACGAGCCGGGUGGACUUCCACCUCCGCACCAACGCUGCAUGGCUGCUGCAAGCGAUGGGCGUGGUGGACACACACGCUCUCUUGUUUCUUGAUGAGGUGAGGGGGGUCUGGAUACCAGGUUACUGGGUCACCAGCACAGCACGUAUCCACCUUCGCACCAACGCUGCGUGGCUGCUGCAGGCCAUGGGGUUGGACACACAGACGCUCAUGUUCCUGGACGAGGCAAUGGGGGUGGACACACAGGCACUUCUCCUCUUGGACGAGGUGAGAGGUUCUUUCUUGCCAACAGGUUACUGGGUUACCAGCACGUAUCCACCUCCGCACCGACGCGGCAUGGCUGCUGCAGGCCAUGGGGGUGGACACACAGGCGCUCUUGAUUCUUGA